Messenger RNA from Staurois parvus, 355 nucleotides. Lineage: Eukaryota; Metazoa; Chordata; Amphibia; Anura; Ranidae. The record is from the annotation of a GenBank genome assembly.
AAUGCAGGGUCUGGGGAGAGCAGAUAUAGUGAAUGCAGUGGUCCUGGGGGGAGAGCAGAUAUAGUGGAUGCCGGGUCCGGGGAGACCAGAUAUAGUGAAUGCAAGGGUGCAGGGAGACCGGAUAUAGUGAAUGCAGGGUCUGGGGAGACAGAUAUAGUGAAUGCAGGUGUCCGGGGAGACCAAAUAUAGUGAAUGCAGGGUCUGGGGAGACAUGGAUAUAGUGAAUGCAGGGUCCGGGGAGAGCGGAUAUUAGUGAAUGCAGGGUCCGGGAGAGCGGAUAUAGUGACAUGCAGGGUCUGGGGAGACCGGAUAUAGUGAAUGCAGGGUCCUGGGAGCCCCGGAUAUAGUGAAUGCA